Messenger RNA from Toxotes jaculatrix (banded archerfish), 1672 nucleotides. Its product is annotated as interferon-induced protein 44-like. The record is from RefSeq and is a predicted model, not a curated record. Bases 230 to 1093 code for a protein of 287 amino acids. The transcript is spliced from 8 exons. Lineage: Eukaryota; Metazoa; Chordata; Actinopteri; Toxotidae.
CGAAAGAAUAAGUUUAGUUUAGAUGUGGUUUGCAACCCAUGUACCAUUUGCUGAUCAGCAACUAUCGGCAAGAGUCACACUGAUAUAAUAUUCAAAUUCAUAUUAACACUCAAAUGCUAUAAAACCGAAAUCAGACAAUCAUUAGGCGGCAUCAAAACCUUAAAACCAGUAUCGUGAUUUUCAGCACCUCUUUGUUUCCAGCGGCACAGCUUCUCAGUAUUUUGCAGUUAUGGGAGCACUGAAGUCUCGACCAGUCAAGGCCGAUUCUCCUACUUUUAGUCAGGAAUGGAGGAAAAUUCCCUGGGGUGACAAAGAGAAAUAUCUGAAAACUGUGAAGGAGUAUUAUCCUCAAAAAGAUGAACUCAAAGCACUCAGAAUCCUGCUUCAUGGACCAGCUGGUUCUGGAAAGUCCAGUUUCAUCAACUCUGUUGACAGUGUUUUAAAAGGCAGAAUGGCAGGUCGAGCUUUGGCAGAUGCAAUCUCUCAGGACAGCUUCACCAUUAAGUACGGAACCUACAAAAUCAGCAAAGGAGGGCCAGGCACCUUUUACCCUUUUGUUUUCACUGACAUCAUGGGCCUUGAGAAGGGCUCAAGCAGAGGGGUUGGAGUGGACGACAUCAAACUGGCCAUGGAGGGACACGUAAAGGAGGGUUACAAAUUCUCUCCUGGUGCCCCAUUAUCUGAGAAAGAAGAAGGCUACAAUAAAGACCCCAGGGUAAAUGACAGAGUUCAUGUUCUGGUUUGUGUGAUUUCUGCCACCACCUUAAAUAUACUGCCUGUUGAAACUGCCAGAAAGAUGAGGGAUGUCAGGAUUGCAGCCAGCAACAUGGGGAUUCCCCAGCUGGCUCUUCUCACCAAAAUUGAUGAAGCCUGCACUGAGGUCAACAGCAAUUUAAAGAAUGUGUAUAAGAGCAAGUACGUGAAGCAACUGAUGGAGAGACUGAAUGUGUUGCUGGGCAUUCCAAUGAACUGCAUCUUUCCUGUGAAGAACUACCACGAAGAAAUCGACACUGACGAUGACAUUGAUACACUGAUUCUGUGUGCACUGACACAUAUGAUUCACUAUGGAGAAGACUUUCUCAACAAUCAGUAGAGCUACAUACUGCUGAGGCAAAUCUUGUUUAUCACUGCAUGAAAAAAGUCUAUUUCAUUUCAUGAUUUGGAACAAACUUUUGAUGUCUGCAAAUGUGACAACGGCAGGAAAUAGCUUUUUGGUUUUGGUUUUCAUUUGCAAGCAUGUCACACAGCCUAUAUAGUACUUACUGCAAGUUAUCUUAAUACUUAAUUCAGUAUCUUAAAUACUUAUAUUAUUUAAUACUUUGCUUAAUUAAUUAUGGAUAGGCCGUGCAAUAGCCUGAUGCAAUUAAAACCUAGAUAUGCAUCAAGCAGGCUCGCAUCACUCCUACAGUACAUUUUGAGUUUUUGCAUUAUUGUGUAUAAAGUGUUGUAGUUUCCCAGUGAUGAUGAUCAGCAGGUCAAAAGGCAUCUAAAUGUCUAGGUUAAUAACAAGGACAAAAUUUGAAAAGUGAAACAUAUGUUACAUAGCUGUUGUUUCAAAAGAGUUUUAUUUAUUUUUUAUUUCAAUGUGUAGUUUGGACUUGGAAUAUAUUGAAAGAUUUUGCUACUGUGUUGCUGUUAAGGUAAAACCAUAUAAAAUAAAUAAUAAAAUUUG